AGUCCUAAUUGAAAUAAAUGAGCACGUGGUGUUAGGGGAUGACGGUUACCAUGGUGACUAAAACAACUAAACAAACUACAUUGCUACUGCUUCGUACACAAGGAACUAACAGUGAUCAGUGCGAAAAUCUCAAACUAUGAAGCUCUUCAAUCUGCAUCGGAAAUCGGUUUACGUUCUGUAUCAGAACCAGCUUUGUUCGUUUUCCACCCUAGUGAUCGCAAUCGUAGUGCUGCUUACGUUAAUCCUUCCGUGUUACGUCAUAUGGUGCAUCAACCCAGGAGGCCUCUGGGAUAACUAUCGACUAGUCUACGAACAGCCAAAGGUAGAUUUUACCUAUCGCUAUCUAUUUCUGGCGGAAAUAAAACGCCCGGAAGGCAAUGGCAAUGAAAUCAUCACUUGUAGCUCAUUUGAGGGCUACAAUGGGCAGACUGGGGAACGAGAAGAAUGCAACUCGAUAAAGGUGGUAACCGAUGAUGGCAACAUGGAUGGUAGGUUGGAUAGACUCAGCGUAUCUGUGAGCUUCAAUUUACCGGAAGAGUCGGAAGGGAUGAUGUCUUACACAUUUUACUUUUUCUUGGAUGCGGAAUUGAAGAGUAGCUGCUACUUUUCCGUUCCUGCAUUUAUCUCACUCAGCAAAGUAAUGCCUCCCGUGCGCCCCUUUGCCUCCGGAACGAUUCAGCACUUGGGUCUACUGAAAUCCAGCCAAUCCGUAGCGUUGCAGUGCCCUUUCCUCUUGCGCAAUACCAAAUCGCAUUUCAAUCACAAUUAUUUCCCGACCGUCAACUUCACCUCGAUCGAAGAGUUCCUGCCGGACUCGAUUCUGGACAAGAUAGAGACAUUCAACGCGGCACAUUUUCACUUUGAUCAACAACGGAUCCACUGGAAGCGGGACGGUUCCGGAGAGGUGUCAAUCGGAAUAGAUCUGCAAAUCGGUGACGAGAGCAGUCAUCGAACAGCAAUUUUAUACAGCACUUCACUUUGGCAAAAGGUGGCUCAGUUUUGGGUUCAGUACUUUUCGGUGUUGCUGGUGUUCUUGUGGAUCGGAGAAAAGAUCAAGGAUUGGCUCUUUGAAAGUUUUACUCUUCGGGCGAUGGAAGUCGCACCGUGGAAAGGUAAGUACGAUUAGUAGUUGGAAGUAAACAAGAAUAAAUUUAAGACAACUUUUAAAC
Molecule: messenger RNA, 1169 nt
Organism: Topomyia yanbarensis
Lineage: Eukaryota; Metazoa; Arthropoda; Insecta; Diptera; Culicidae
Product: transmembrane protein 231
Exons: 3
Coding region: 137-1126 (329 amino acids)
Biological process (GO): cilium assembly; regulation of protein localization
Cellular component (GO): ciliary transition zone; ciliary membrane
Source: RefSeq, a predicted model, not a curated record